AUGUAAAAGAAGCUUUCGAAAAUUAAGGAAACAUUUGAUAAGUUAAAAAAUUACACCUAUAAGUUUUUUGUCACCUCACCUGAAUAAGGUACAAAUUCAGAAUUUUCAUGCAAGUUAUUUGUGAAUUCAUUAUUGAUUUCAAAUGGGUUUGGUAAAAAUACAAAAAUUGCAAGAUAAUAAUGUGCUGAUAUUGGAUAUGAUGAAUUAAUGAAAAAGGAUUGGGAAUUUGCUGAAAAAAAUAAUUUCAUUGUCCCCAAAGAUGAUCAAUAUCAAAUUCUUCUGACCGUAAUAUAAAGGAUCAAAUCAGAGCAUCAAAUUUAGAAGGAUUUAGAAGAAACUAUUGAAUAAUCGGAUGGUUAUAAGCAAUGUCAUUUAGAAUUUGAUAAUCUCAGGAGUGAAGGCUUUAGUUUUAUAGAGACUAAUGCUAGAAAAACUAGUGCUUAUAAUCUGAUCUAGGCUAUUUUUCAAAAAUAUCGUAAUUUGUAACACUGUGAUAAUGUUAAUUCUUAAAUAUAGAAUUAUUUUGGUAUAUAAUCUGGUUAAAUUUAUCAAGAUUCUCACAAAAAGGUGAAAAUAGAGUAUAAUGAUAACAUCUAUUAAAAUACUCCAAUGAGAACUAUCAAUAAUGUAUAGAAUAAUUAGCAGACAUAAAUAUAAGUGAUUUAACAUAAAAUUGAAAUUCCCGAACCUGCAUAGAUGAUUUCUGAAUAAUUAAACGUUAACUAAGAUAAAAAUUAAAUAAAUGAAAAUAACACUCUUAGUUUUUAAUUAGCAAAAUUACUUCAAUUAAAUAAUGAAUCCUCUUUUAUUUUCUUGAUGUUUAUAUAGCAAUUAAGUGGGUUCAACUUCUAAAUUACUGGAUCAUUUAUAUCCAAAUCAAUUAGAAUUACUAAACCGGAAUUGGAUAUCAUUUUAGAAAUUUCUGAUUAGCAUGAGAUUAAGUUUUAAAAACUUUUAAAAGAAUUAGAAACUGAAUUUAGAAUUCAAAAGGAAAACAACAUCAUAAUACUAUCACACAACAGUUAAUCAGUAUAAACUAGAUUAAAAACUUAAGUGCCAUCUCUUAAGAUUAAAUUGUAUUGCUAUUACAAUUACAAAUAAAUUGAUGAGUUGCAUUUCUAACAUUCAAAUGAGAUGAACUAAUACAGUUAGAAAUAUGAUUAAUUAUAUUUUUCUUCUUUAUCUUUAUGUCUUGUACAUUAAUGGAGAGAUGAUAAUUUGGAGGUGUUGCCAAAAUAACUUUUAGAUUAUUUAGUAGUUUAAACAACUAAUUAAUUCACUUAUUUAAACUCGCCAUAUUAGGUUCUAUGCUAAAUAAUCUAUCUCUUAAAAAUAGGAAUUCUAGAUGAGUUGAGUUAGAGAAAUUAGAAUGAAAAAGAGUUGAAUCCGUUUCUAUAAUCAAUUAAUUCUUUUUACUUAGAGUUGAUACACAAAUUAUCCAGUGAGACAUUGCGUCAAAUAAAAUAAAUUGCAGAAUAGUGGAAUAAAUAAUAAAUUAAUAUUUGGGUGAAGAAAUACAUUUGA
Paramecium tetraurelia is the source of this 1524-nucleotide messenger RNA. RefSeq lists its product as uncharacterized. The record is from RefSeq and is a predicted model, not a curated record. The transcript is spliced from 2 exons. Lineage: Eukaryota; Ciliophora; Oligohymenophorea; Peniculida; Parameciidae.